Molecule: messenger RNA, 1684 nt
Organism: Lineus longissimus
Lineage: Eukaryota; Metazoa; Nemertea; Pilidiophora; Heteronemertea; Lineidae
Product: L-serine dehydratase/L-threonine deaminase-like
Exons: 7
Coding region: 97-1083 (328 amino acids)
Biological process (GO): L-threonine catabolic process; L-serine catabolic process
Molecular function (GO): pyridoxal phosphate binding; threonine deaminase activity; L-serine ammonia-lyase activity
Source: RefSeq, a predicted model, not a curated record
GCUGCUAGUACAAUUUCUGUCUGCUCUAAUUUUGUUCUCAAGCUUUGCCGUUUUCUAACUACUACUGUCGAUAUUUUGUUAUAUCUAGAUCAUCAGAUGGGUGAUGAAAGUGCCGAUACCGUCAUCAACGGCCAGAAGCCCCUGCAUAUUUGGACACCCUUGAUAGAGAGUGUGCCUCUUUCCAAGCAUUCUGGCUUCAUAGUCCAUCUCAAACUAGACAACAACCAGCCGUCCUCGUCUUUCAAGAUCCGAGGCAUUGGAAAUCUUUGUCAAAAGGCAAAGAGCAAAGGUUGUAAACACAUUGUCUGUUCAUCUGGAGGCAAUGCUGGUCUUGCUGCUGCAUAUGCUGCCAGGAAAUUGAAUUUACCUUGCACAGUGUAUGUUCCAACGACAACGCCAGAAUCAACUCACCAGAAACUACGGAAUGAGGGAUCAGAGGUUAUAGUGCAUGGCUCUGUCUGGAAUGAAGCAAAUGAAAUGGCCAUGAAAGCUGCUGAUCAGCCUGGUUAUGCUAGUGUGCAUCCAUUUGACCAUCCAGAUGUGUGGGAUGGACAUUCAUCAAUCAUUGAAGAAAUGGCUGCUGAUAUGAAGAAGCCUGAUGUCGUAAUAACAUGCGUAGGUGGAGGGGGCCUCCUCUGUGGUGUAGUGCAGGGCAUGAAGAAGGUGGGAUGGAAUGAUGUCCCAAUCAUUGCCAUGGAGACUAUUGGUUCAGAUUCCUAUAACUCUGCUGUAAAGGCAGGAAAAUUGGUCACACUGAAGGAAAUCAGCAGUGUAGCAAAAUCCCUUGGUUCCCUCACAGUUUGUCAGCAAGCUUUCGAUUACUAUAGUCAACAUCCCAUCAUAUCUGCUACAGUAGAGGAUAAGGAAGCUGUUAAUGCCUGCCUAAAGUUUGCUGACGACCAUCGCAUCUUGGUUGAGCCAGCCUGUGGUGCAGCAAUAGCAGCCAUUUACAGUCAUGUGAUUCCUAGAUUACAGAAGGAGGGAAAGCUCAAGGACGUCAAGUCAGUAGCAUUGGUCGUGUGUGGAGGAGCGUCAGUCAAUUUGUCACUUCUGCUCAACUGGAAAGAACAAUUUGGCUUGUAGGCAAGAGUUGGGAACAAGAGUGCAUCUUCUGUCUCACGUGUAUCUUAGGAUGGACGUGUUCGAAUUCUCUCUGAUCUGAAUUGCUCACUGUUUAGACCAAGGUUGUAGUAAUUCACACGAUUGUUUGUCUAUGAAGUCUAUUCUAAGAAUGAGUCCAUACUCAACUGAAGUCACUAAGGAAGGCUGUGGAACUCUGUUCUGGAUCUGAUCUCUUCAAAUGACUAUAAUUGAUUCAAAUGUGGAAAUCUAUGCAUAAUUUUUGUCUUGUGAAGAAUUGUCUUGAUAGUUUGGCCUGUAUCAUUGUAUAAAUCUGGGGAAAAUGGUUUAUAAGCAUAUUUUCUUGCUUCGGUUUCCAAUAUAAGUUAUACAUGUAUUAUGAGGGUUAUACAGAAUUACUUGGUAUAUAGGCUGUCAAAAGGUAUCAUCUGUGCUUUUUUUGUUACAUGCUGAUUGGUGUUUUCCUUUUUAACUGAACCUCCAUGUGUACUUUACUAGCGUGUUUUUUGCAACGUUAUCAUCAAUAAUGGCUGUGACAUUUUGUGAAUUGAAACUUUUCUCAAUGAUGAUCGAUACUGGUACCAGUGAUAACUGUGUGUUCCUA